Messenger RNA from Meleagris gallopavo (turkey), 2115 nucleotides. The record is from RefSeq and is a predicted model, not a curated record. Lineage: Eukaryota; Metazoa; Chordata; Aves; Galliformes; Phasianidae.
GGUGUCUCUAAAGCAAUUUUGGAAGGUGCUGGGAAAGAGGUUGAGGAUGAAUGUGCUGAACUAGCCUCGCAGCCUAAUGAUGGCUAUAUAACCACAAAAGCAGGAAGCUUGCCGUGCAAAAAAAUAAUCCAUUUUGUCGCUCAAGAUGAUGUUAAAGUGCCAGUCUCCAAAGUGCUUCAGGAAUGUGAAUUACAGCAGUGCACCUCUGUUACCUUUCCAGCGAUUGGAACAGGUCAGGCAGGCCGUUUUCCAGAUACAGUAGCCGAUGAGAUGAUGGAUGCAAUAACUGAGUUUGCAAGGAUGAACUCUACUCCAUCUGUGAAAACUAUUAAAAUUGUCAUUUUUCAGCCACAUCUGCUGGACGUGUUCCAUACAAGCAUGAAAAAAAGAGAAAAUCCUGGUAAAACAAAAUCAAAAUCACUUAUUUCCAAGAUGGCAUCGUUUGCGUCUCUCAUUGUAGCAUUCCUGAUCCGUGAGAAACAUCCUCCGAAGGAAAAACGCAAAGCAGUUUUGGAAAAUAAAGUUGAUCAGGCUGUUGUUCAGAUUUGCGGUGAAAACGAGAAACAAGUGGAAGAAGCGGAAACCCUGCUGAAAAGUACAAUUCUGAAGGAACAGUUUCAAAGAGAAAUCAAGGAUGACUCCAUCUUGGAUUUUGAUGAGGCAGAGAAUGAGGAACUGCGUGACCUACAAAAGAGAUUAAAUAUUGCUCUGUUCUUGGGAGACAACUUUAUUCGAAUUACAGGAUUUAGCAAAGAUGUCUGGUUUGCUUACUCAAGUAUCCAAGACAUGAUCCACAGGGUUAAAACUGCUAAAUAUGAAGCAAUCAAGGCAGAACUUUAUCAAAACUUAAUUGAGUGGAAAUAUUUGGAAAAAGAUUCCUACGUGUCCUUUGACAGUAUGACAAAUAUGCGCUUGGAAAAUGCUUUUAUAAGAAAGCAGAAAGAUGUUUCAGUCGUCAUUAACAAGAAAAAGUACAUGGUGAAUAUGGAAGGUAGAUACGCUACAGAUGGGGAAGGACAACGUAUAACACUUACACGUACUGAUAAAUCUGCAGAUCAGGAAUCAACAGCACUCCCCGAAACAUGGGACGAUAUGCAAAAUCAGCAGCUCAAAAUAGUGGAAUUGAAACCGUAUACAAAAGACUACAAACACGUGAAGGAAAGGUUUCUGAAGACCUCUCCAUCACUAAAUCUAAAAAUCGAAAAGAUCGAAAGGGUACAGAACCCAUCUUUGUGGAAAGUCUACCAAAUAAAAAAGUGUCAAAUGGAUGACAAAAACGGCAACAACAAUAAUGAGAAGUUUCUGUUCCAUGGGACAAGUGCACAGUCGUUAACCUUCAUUAACAACUAUGGAUUUAACCGCAGCUAUGCUGGAAUGCACGCUGCACAGUUUGGAAAUGGAACUUACUUUGCUGUUAAUGCCAGCUAUUCUGCUAAUGACACCUACUCCAAACCAGAUGCAAAUGGGAAGAAGCACAUGUACCUGGCUCGAGUCCUUGUUGGACAGUAUUCCCAGGGGACACAAGGAGCAAUUACUCCAGCAGCAAAGAGUGUUGGCAACAGUGUGGAUCUGUUUGACAGUUCAACUGAUAAUGUGAACAAUCCAUCCAUGUUUAUCAUAUUUAGUGAUAUUCAAGCUUACCCGGAGUACCUCAUCACUUUCACUAGAUGAGCAUUUUGAUUGCAGCCAUGAUUGCAUGUCUCUUAGCUUUUAUUUUAUAAAUCAGUCCUACAGAUCAACCAAAUAUGCAGCAAAAACUAUUUAUAGUUCUAUCAAAUUAAUUUCUAAAGGCCUUUUUUAGUUUAAGCAGCCUCUGGUUCUUUUUGAUAUCGUGAACAUAGACUAAUGUUUUUCCUCUCAGAGUAGUAGCUGAAUGCAUUUAAGACAAGUGUAAUCUGGCAGGUAAUGUAACAGCAGUUUUCAGUAGCUGUCCUACGCCUCCCCUAUUGUGAUCCUCCAUGCUGUAUUCCGGCCAUCCUAGCUGCAGCAGUGCUGGUGGGAGAGAGUGCAAGACUGAGUGCUUGGUCUCACAUUUCUGAAAGAGUGAGAAGCUGUCAUCAGUUGCGAUGCAGACUGUCAUUCACAGUUCUCAAUAAAUGAACUAUCUGUACUUAA